Molecule: messenger RNA, 1059 nt
Organism: Alternaria ventricosa
Lineage: Eukaryota; Fungi; Ascomycota; Dothideomycetes; Pleosporales; Pleosporaceae
Exons: 1
Coding region: 1-1059 (352 amino acids)
Source: RefSeq, a predicted model, not a curated record
AUGAUGGACCCCAAGAUACAAGGCGCUAUCCUGAAUGGACUCUACAACCUCAGUGCACCAGUACAAGUGGAAUGUCAGACUGGAAACUGCCAAUGGGAUGACUUUACAACCCUGGCAGUGGCUAGCAACUGUACAAAUGUCACAUCCGUCUCUCACGUCGUCUGCGGUAGGAUACACGCAGGUUUAGCAUGCAACUAUACAACUCCCACUGGCUUCUUCAUCAAAUCGUCUCGGAGUACUAGCUCAGGAGGCGAAAAGGGAACCUGGUUCAACAGUACCGCUCAUAUACAGCGCGCAUCUCAGAUAGGCAGCGUACUCAACAGCACCAUCGUCAGUUUCGCUACCGCCAACAUGAUGUCGCCUUUUAGCAUGGACAGUCCAGACCUCACUGAGUGUGACAUGCGUUGGGUCGGUCGGCACGUCCGUAACAUGACCGUCGUGAACGGUACCUUCAACCCUGGAAUUAUACAGGACUACGAACUUUACGGCAUCGCCAACCCAUUCGACCCGGACUAUUGGGUCUCUUUCAACGUCUCGAACGAAACUACAACACUCCCCGGUAAUACAACUUUCAGCGUCGGUCCAGUCGAUAACCAAGGAAUGAUGACGUUUCUCUCCGGUAUAUUUUCCUCUACGAUCAAGGACGCGUACGGUCUUGCCAUGCAAAAUUCCACAAACCUGACACAGACUGUGCAAGCUAUUAGCACUUCAAUGACGUACGCCUUCGGCCAGGGGCCUAGCAGUAUCAACCUCCCUGGUAGAACAAUCACGACGGAGCAAUACAUAAAAGUACACUGGGCCUGGAUAAGCGUACCUGUCGUCGAGGUCAUCAUGGGCAUUGCGUUCUUCAUAGCUACGCUCGUGCAUACAUGGAGGAGAGGCGUAGUGGCUUGGAAGAGCUCUGCCAUUGUACCGUUAUUCACGCAUAUUGAAGGAUGGCGAACUGAAGAAAGUCGAAUGGGCAGCGCAAGAGAGGUAGAGAAGAGGGCUAUGGAGAUGAGAGGCUUGCUAGAGAGGGAUGAAGACGGUGGUCAGAGGUUCCGACGCAUGGAUGCAUGA